AUGGUAUUUAAUUAUUUUCAUAUUAUUCUACUUUUAGUGACUUCAACAAUUGCAGUGAACUGGACAGCAGAUAAUGACACUUCUAAUAUUGGUUUAUUAGGGCAGGUAGUCAAUAGAAGAAGUAAUGGAACAUUAUCAGGUAUAACAAUAGUAGGUGAUAAUGUAUAUUAUACACAGGAUUACAGAUAUGCUAUAAAUAACGGUAUAUCAAUAGAUAAUGUUCCAGUUUUGAGGAGUGAUCAGUAUAGAAAUUUCGGUAACCAAGAACCACAAAUUAGGUCAGCAGUAGCGCAAUUUCUUAACGAUAAGAAUGCGAGGCUAGACGAACGGUCUGGGCCAAGUGAUUUACACAUAGACAUAUAA
Messenger RNA from Debaryomyces tyrocola, 363 nucleotides. NCBI's taxonomy places the organism in Eukaryota, Fungi, Ascomycota, Pichiomycetes, Serinales, Debaryomycetaceae. The record is from the annotation of a GenBank genome assembly.